Messenger RNA from Hyaloscypha bicolor E, 505 nucleotides. RefSeq lists its product as uncharacterized. The coding region runs from base 97 to 258 and encodes 53 amino acids. The transcript has 2 exons. The record is from RefSeq and is a predicted model, not a curated record. Lineage: Eukaryota; Fungi; Ascomycota; Leotiomycetes; Helotiales; Hyaloscyphaceae.
GGAAACCGCAGACUGCAGGACGGUUUCUGCUUCCACUCUCUCUCUCUCUCUCUCUUUCUAUCAAGACUUUGCCAAAACAUUAUUGUUGUUUUAGAAAUGCCCGCUCUCGAUCCACGAAUCAUCCAGGGGCUGGCCGAGGCGAGCGUUAUAUUCCAACGAGGCGUGCCGGGACACUCGAUAGUGGAGGCAUUUCUAGUUGUUUUUGUAUCUGUCUUCGGAGUUGGAGGGGCUAUUGUGUGGGCUAUUAAGAAGGGUUAGUCCUUCGAAGGAAGUUGGAAAAGCGAAUUCGAUCAGGCGAGACGACCACAUAUUCGGGACAUAGACACAUUGAGGAGAAGCGAUGGUUAGCCUGGCUGGCACGGGAGACUUCAUUCGGUGGAAGGCUAGAUAUAAGAAAGAAGCAAUUGUUCUCCCUGACUGGUACGGAAUUCGCAUUCUCGUUCGGAGUGUUGGAUGCGUGUACAAAUGAUGAGAGAAGAAUAUAAGGCUGGCUUUAGAGAGGUCG